GAUGCUAUGCGCCGUUACCUUUUACAUAACAUCACUGUCUAAAGCAGGAUGCGCCUCCCUUAACUUGCUUUUUGCCGGUGGACGUACAGCUUGGUGUUGCCGCGGGCUGCCGACUCGCAGCGAAACGUCGCUAAAUGACAACAGGGGCGGCGGUUUUGUUGAUCGUUUGAAGAUUAAGCCGGAGCCGGAGCAGGCUGACGAGCUAGGAGCUAGCGCCUCCUCGCUCCGCCUUUCCGCCCGUCGGGUUUCUCGUGUCCCCUGCUUUAGAGAUGUUCUCCAAAAAGCCCCAUGGCGACGUCAAAAAAUCUACACAGAAAGUGUUGGACCCCAAAAAGGAUGUGUUGACGAGGCUCAAGCAUCUGAGAAUAGUCCUAGAAAAUGCAGAGUCAUCUGAACUGAAGCAGUUCUUCGAUCAGAACUACUCCCACAUUUACUAUGUCUUCUUCGAGAACUUUGUUACCAUCGAGGUCAGCCUCAAACAAAAAGGCCAUAAGUCACAGAGGGAGGAGCUGGACUCAAUCCUCUUCAUCUUCGAGAAAAUCCUCCAGCUCCUACCAGAGAGAAUCCAGAGCAGAUGGCAGUUCCACAGCAUUGGGUUGAUCUUGAAGAAGCUGCUGCACACUGGGAACUCUCUGAAGAUCCGUCGGGAGGGCGUGCGGUUUUUCCUGCUGUGGAUGCAGGCACUGCAGAGCAAUGCGGAACGGGAGCAGCUCUGCAUGUUCGCCUGUUUGAUCCCCGGGUUCCCAGCACCCAUGUGCCACGGCAUGCCACGCACCCUGGACACCCUCAUCAACCCUCCACUGAGUCUGACAGAGACCCAGGUGACCCCAGAAGAAAUCACUCCAUUGGUCCCUCCCCAGUCAGGUGACAAGAACCAGGAGGACCUCACCGCCUAUUUCCUGGAAGCACUGCUCAAAUACAUGGUAAACCAGGCCAAGUCUCUGGAGUGGCGUUGUAAAGAGAACCACGAGCGCGGCUUCAACUUCCUCUUCGGUCAUUUCAGGAAGUUCUACCUGCCCUACAUCUUUCCCAACUUCGCCAUGGAAACCAGCCUCUACCAGCCCAUACUGGAUGUUCCUCCACUGCGUCCCAAGCCGUACUACAGUGUUGUCCGUAGGGAGCCCGACACCAACGAGGCAGUGUACUGCACCAAAGAGAGCUUCCUCCAGGCCAGAGUCAUCUUCAUCCGCUGGCUGGUCUCUUUCUGGCUGGAGCCACGACCCACCACACAUGCACACAUCCCUGGAACAGAGGGCGAGAACGUACCUAAGAACAUACAGCGGGCAGCAGCCGGUCUGGCAGCGCGCUCAGCGGGCAGCUCGGAUGAUAGUGGCGGUGGCAGUGGAGGGGGUAUCAAGUCAGACAGCCACCUUGACGUGGGUGCGGGCAUGUCGGGGCCCGGUGGGAGCGUCCCAGGGGGCCCGGGUGGGGCGUGCGAAGGUGAGCAGAGCCACUCUAACACCUCCACCCUGACUGAGAGGGAGCCCAGUUCCUCCUCACUGUGCUCCAUGGAUGAGGAGCAGCUAACAGACAUGGAGGUGGUGAGAAGAGUGCUGACUAGCACCAGGACUAACGUCAACUUUAUCACCGAGAUCUUCAGACAGGCCUUUCUCCUCCCCAUGUGUGAGGCAGCAGCCAUGCGUAAAGUGGUCCGAGUUUACCAGGAGUGGAUCUCUAUGGAGGACAAGCCCGUGCAUAUGAAGGAGCCAGAGGAGGGGCCAUACCCAAUCACAGCAGCCAACAGUAUGGACACAGGAUCACAGCACGGGGACGAGGAGGAGGGGAUGGACAAGGUGAUUGACAGCGAGUUGCUGGAGUAUAGUGUUGCUGCUGGAGUACAAACCACACUACAGGUGUUUAUCACCCACUCCUCCAAUGUGUUCCUGUUGGAGCCGGCGAACGAUGUCAAGAUCCUCCUGGAGGAGCACGUCGACAUGUGCAAGCGAGUCCUCAACAUCUACCGCAGUCUAGUCAUGCAUGAGACCAUGGACCAGAAAACAUGGGAGCAGAUUUUGCUGGUGCUGCUGAGGGUGACUGAGUCGGUGAUGAAGAGACCACCCUCCAUCAUGCCCCAGGGCAAGAAGAGUAACACGCUGUCUGGCAGACUGGCAGGAGCUAUUUUUCAGACACUGAUAGUAGCCUGGAUCAAGGGGAAUCUGAAUGUCUACAUCAGCAGGGAGCUAUGGGAUGACCUCCUCUCCGUCCUCUCCUAUCUCACCUGCUGGGAGGAGCUGGUCACCGAGUGGUCCCUGACCAUGGAAACGCUCACCAAGGUGCUGGCCAGGAAUCUGUACAGCGUCGAUCUGAAUGAGCUCCCUCUGGACAAACUCAGUGAACAGAAGCAGAAGAAACACAAAGGAAAAGGUAUAGGUUCGGAGGGCCAGCGUCAGUGUGUGGACCAUUCUUUCUCUCGAGGUUGGAGCAGGGACCAGCCCGGCCAGGCGGCGGCCAUGAGACAACGCAGUGCCACCACGGCAGGUUCCCCUGGCAUCGAGAAGGCCAGGAGCAUAGUGCGCCAAAAGACUGUCGACCUUGAAGACCCGCCAAUCACCCUGACACCCCGCCCCUCCCGUAUGCGUCAUUCCUCUCAGAGCGAGGAGGCCCCUCCAGCUUCCUGUUCAGAGGUUUUCCAGGGCGGAGUGUGUGACCUGGAUGCCCUGCCUACCUCUUCAAUUGCACGGAGCAGCAGUGCAUCUGACAUCAUGGAGCCUUUCAUCGCUGAGAGGGUCAAAGGUGAAGAGCCCCAAAAUGACCCCCAUUUGACCCCUGAUUCCCCCCACCACCCCGCCACUACCUUUUUGCUCACAGCCAACAUCCUCACAGCUCCACAACCCUCACAACCCCUCUCUUCCUCUGCCCCCUUCACCUCUUCCUCUAAUGGUGUUGUCUCCUCUUACUCUGAUGGGCAGGAUGAUAGUGGUGCAUACGACAAUUUCUGGCCCGGGAUUGGCUCUCAAAGCCGGGGUUCUAGUUCCGAUUGGGCGAGUGGCUCAGAUUCCGCCUUCCUCUUUUCACCAGAGAGAGAGUUGGAUGGAGAGGAGGGAGAGUUGGGGGGCGGGGUAGAGGAAGAUGAUCUGUUCUCCUCAAUUAGGGAGUACCUCAGCCAGAAAGGAGGUGAGAAGAGGGAAGAGAUGGGAGAGCAAGAUGCUCUUGGCCAGUUACCAGAAACUAGUGCUGUGCCUUCACCAGUGUCUGUGCAAACAGGGAUAGCUAGACUGCAAGAGGGGCAGACAGGACAGCUUGGAGAGGUGAGGCAGGUGGUUAGAGAGGACAGACAGGCUGGUAAAAAUGACAGACAGGUAAGUAAAACAGUGAGACACAGUAGCGUGGAUUCGACAGAGGAAAAUGAGGCAGAUCAGUGCAGCAUUUACCAGUGCCUGGAGCUGCAGUGUCAGUCUCCAAACACUAAGGGGAGCUCUAGUUUAGAGAGACAGGCUGGGGAAAAGGAAAAGCGAGUAGGAUGCGGCGGGGCAAAUACAGGAAGGUCAACAGGCUGGGGAGGAGGAAGAGAUGAGCGAUGGGACAAAAUAGGGGAGGUGAGAAAAGAGGAAUUGGGGAGGGAGGAUCAUGAAGUAAGGGCGAUAGCAGAUGAGCAGCCCCAUUUAAUCAGACAGGACACUGCUGAGUUAGAAUCUAGCACUGAGACAAGUCAACCCACCCAGGGCCUGGACUCUCCCAGGGCCAAGAUGCCCCAUAGUCGCCUGAAAAAGCGCCACAUGGGGGGGGUCCAUGUCAGCUUCCGGCCCUCCACUGAGUCUGUACAGUUCCACAACCCCCUGGAGAAUAAAGAGGCCCACUGGAGAGCCAGGCUGCGACGCCUCAGUCACUUCCACACACACAGUCACUCAGCAGGGGAGCGGGCUGGGGCGGGGGGAAAGACAGGCACAGGGGUCACAGGUAAGGUCGGGUCUGUGGCUAGUGGUAGUUUUGGAGGACUUGCUGGAGUUAGCCAUAGGAUAGGGGCACUUAAUGAGAAAGCAGACCCUGGGGACUUAACAGUGCCUGGGGUAAGCGGGGGUAAGUCAGGGGCGGGGGGCACAUCAGGUGCUGGAAGCCUGGAAAACAAGGCUGGGACUGGAGCAGGGGACAAGGAGAAAGAGCAGCCGCCCGGUGUGAGUCCCGAGGUUCAUUCUGAUGUGGGAUCAGCUGGUUCUGGCCCUUCAGGCAUUUCCUCAGCGGUGCGUGGUCGUUUGGGGCGCUCUGCCCUUCGCCACCGCACCUCACGCUCCCGUUCCCAGGAGCCGGGCAGCAGCACCUCUCGCCACCACCAGGUGGCUCUACUCGGUGGCGUCUAUAAGAGUGUGGUUCAUGCCCUCUCCUCCAAACCUCGUCCCAGAGGUCAGGGGUCAUCUCAAGGCUCGUCCCCUCAGCGGCAGGGUCGGGUUGCCAUGGGCGACGCUCCGUUAAGAGAACUCUACUCCCACGUCUUGGGCUACUUUGGACGCAAGACGACUUCGCCAGCCAACAAAGAGGAGGUGGUCCAGAAGGCGCGCCCGGUCUCCAGUGAUGUGGGGAGCACCAACCCCAACUUCUCCGACCUAAUGGAUGAAUUCAUCCAGGAGAGACUGAGAGCCAGAGGAACAGCGGGUCGUCGUGGCAGCAGCCCAGGCAGUCUGGAGGUUCCCAGGGACCUGCCGGAGCUCCUCGAGGGGGGUCAGGGCCAGGGAUCGCGACCUUCGGAUGACCUUCGGCCCAUAGAUGACCCCGGGGUGCCCUCUGAGUGGACCUCACCCGCCAGCGCCAAUGGCUCCGAUGUCAUCAGCUCAGACAGCCAAUCGGACUCCUUCAAUGCAUUUCAGUACUCCAGCUGCAAGUUUGACAAUUUUACUUUCAGCACGGACGCGUGUGGAGGAGGUGUUGGAUCAGGCGGAGGUGGGUUAGGCAGCUCAUUAGACCGGGACAGCCUGGGAGGGGGCGUGGCCUGUGAGGAGCAGGAAGUAGCCAGUCUGACAACACUCCACAUCGACUCAGAGACCAGCAGCCUCAGUCACACCGUUACUAUUACUGGAUCAGAGAGUGCAUCUCCCAUGCAUUCCCUGGGGGGCUCUCGUUCCCAGACCCCCUCACCCGCCACGCUGACGGCCGAGCACACGCACUCCCACUCACACACACACCUACAGCUGGACCAGAAGCUCCAUCACUCUGUUCUGCAGACGCCUGAUGAUCUGGAAACCAGUGAAUUCCCCAGUGAAGACUGCAGUGUGAUGGCAGGGGGCUCUCUGACUGGUUGGCAUGCAGACGUCGCCACGGUGAUGUGGCGGAGGAUGCUGGGUAUCCUAGGAGACGUCAACAGCAUCAAAGAUCCGGAAAUCCACGCGCAGGUGUUUGACUACCUGUGUGAACUGUGGCAAAACCUGGCUAAGAUCAGGGAUAAUUUGGGUAUUUCUCUGGAUAACCAGACGUCUCCGCCGCCCCCUGUUCUGAUCCCACCACUGAGGAUUCUCACCCCUUGGCUCUUCAAGGCCACUAUGCUGACAGAGCGUUACAAGCAGGGGAAGCUCCAUGCCUACAAGCUGAUAUGUCGAAUCAUGAAGAGACGGCAAGAUGUCUCCCCCAACACGGACUUCCUCACACACUUCUACAACAUCAUGCACCAAGGACUGAUGCACCAGGAUCAGGACAUAGUGAACACCAUAAUCAAGCACUGCAGUCCCAGGUUUUUCAGUAUCGGCCUUCCUGGAGCCACCAUGCUGAUUUUGGACUUCAUCAUCGCUGCUGCUAGAGUCACAGCUUGCUCUUCACUUAAUGCUCCCAGGGUAGAGGCCCAGAUCCUGCUGGGUUCUCUGGUUUGUUUUCCGAACCUCUAUGAGGAGCUGCCGGCACUGCAUCCCACCACAGCCGACGUGGUCCUUACCAAGUUCACAGACGUCAAGGAGCACAUCAUCAAACAUAUCCUGACCUCUGCCAGAGAUGAGCCCUCCGCCCCAGCAAGGUGUGUGGCGCUGUGCAGUCUGGGUAUCUGGUUGUGUGAGGAGUUGGUCCAUGGCACCAAACACCCGCAGAUCAAAGACGCUCUCAACGUCAUCUGUGUCACACUCAAGUACCCCAAUAAGAAUGUAGCGUUGGUGGCAUCAGACAUCCUCCACCUUCUGAUCAGCUACGUGGACCAUUUGCAGAAAUUCCCGCCAGAUAUGCCAAAGAAGAUCGUAGAGAUCCUGAUUGCCACCAUAACGCACCUUCUGCCCUCUACUGAGUGUUCUCUGCACGAACUGGACAAGAGGCUGGUAGUGUCCCUCCUGUUGUGUCUAUUAGACUGGGUGAUGGCCCUACCUCCAAAGACUCUUCUUCAGCCUGUCCAAACACGCAGCCCCCCUGACAAAGAGCAGCCCACCAAGACCCUUCUCAGCUGCAUCUACAAGGUGCUCCAUGGGUGUGUGUAUGGAGCCCAGUCUUUCAACAGCCCCAAGUACUUCCCCCUUCAGCUGUCAGACCUGUUGAGUCCGGACUACGACCCCUUCCUGCCCCUGGAGAGCCUCAGAGAACCAGAACCGCUGCACAGUCCGGACUCCGAACGGUCCAGUAAACUACAGCCUGUCACUGAAGUUCGUAGUCGUAUCCAGCAGGGCCUGGUUUCCAUAGCAGCCAGGACAGUUAUCACCCACCUUGUCAACCAUCUAGGACAUUAUCCUAUGUCUGGGGGCCCUGCUACGCUAACUAGCCAGGUGUGUGAGAAUCAGGACAAUCCGUACUGUGAGAGUGCAGACUUAGGACCAGAACUUUUCCAUUCCCCAAACCUUCAGUUCCUGGUUCUAAAUGGCUCCACGUUGCUGUCAGUACUGCAGAUCCGGUCAGAGUCUGGCGUUCCGGGUGGCGGUAUGACAGCCGGGCUGUCCUCGGCUCCUGCCUGCGUCCGCGUCGUCAUCAGGGACGUGGCCGGCAAACACUCCUGGGACUCUGCCGUCCUGUACGGUCCUCCUCUGUGUCCUCCACCUAGUCCCACGCACACUCAAGGGCAGGCACACACCCACUCACCGGCACAGGGGCAUACACAAAACCUUCAACUACACACUCCUCCGGGUGAGCCACAGAGAAAGGGGGGUCAGAGGAGAGACGAGGAGGUGGAAGAGGAGAGAGGGGCGGAAGAGGGAGGAAGGCGAGCCGAGGGCGAGAGGGAGGAGGCGCAGAGAGAAACGUGGGAGGAGAGGAAGGAGCAUGAUGAGGAGCGAGGAGGAGAGAGAGCAGCCCGAGGAGAGGAAGAGGAGGAAGAGGAGAGAGUCGAGGUGGAGGAGGCUGGGCAGGAGGCGUGCUUAGAGCAGCACCUAGCGCCACCUUUGGCUAAGCGUGUGUGUCGGGAGGCGGUGCCUGCGUGGGAUUUGCUGAAGGAAGAAGAUGACGCUUUGGAUGAGAUGUUGCAAUACCUGGGAUACUCCAGUCCUGAGUGUCUACAGAGAGCAGGUAUGCCACUCAACAUCCCAGCCCCUCCCCCGGCCUGCGUGUCUGAGAAGCAGGAGAACGAUGUCAUCAACGCCAUCCUGAAGCAGAGCGCCGCAGAGCGAGAGUUUGUCCUUCACCGAGGCGAGGAGUUGAACAUGAGGGCGGCACAGCAAACCGAACCAGAGGCACAGACGCCACAGUCCGCCUUCUACUACUGCAGACUGCUGAUCAACAUUCUGGGACUCAACUCCUGGGAGAAGAGGAGUAACUUCCACCUUUUGAGGAAGAAUGAGAAGUUGCUAAGAGAGCUGAAGAACUUGGACUCAAGGCAGUGCCGUGAGACUCAUAAGAUAGCAGUGUUCUACGUGGCAGAGGGCCAGGAAGACAAACACUCAAUACUAACCAACACAGCCGGCAGCCAGGCUUAUGAGGACUUUGUCUCUGGACUGGGAUGGGAGGUGGACCUCACCAGUCACUGUGGCUUCAUGGGGGGUCUCCAGAGGAAUCGUAGCACAGGCAUGACCACUCCCUACUAUGCUACCUCCACUAAUGAGGUCAUCUAUCACGUAUCAACACGAAUGCCCCACGACCAGGACCACAACCUCACCAAGAAGCUUAGACACCUGGGCAAUGACGAGGUCCACAUCGUGUGGUCGGAACAUUCCAGAGACUACCGCCGAGGGAUCAUACCUACCGAGUUCGGAGACGUUCUCAUCGUCAUCUACCCCAUGAAGAACCACAUGUGCUCCAUCCAUAUACUGAAGAAACCCGAGGUGCCAUUCUUCGGCCCGUUGUUUGACGGCGCCAUCGUGGACGUGAAGAUUCUACCUACUAUGGUCCGAGCCACAGCAAUUAAUGCCAGUCGGGCCCUCAAGUCUCUCAUUCCUCUCUACCAAAACUUCUAUGAGGAGCGAGCCCGAUACCUUGAAACCAUUGUUCAGCACCACCAGGAGCCAACCACCUUCGAGGAUUACGCCGCGCGGGUCUACAGUCCCGCCCCCUGCAUACACGCCCCCUCUGACACAGGCUCCUGCCUAGAGAUUCUUCGGGGAGAAAGCCCAGCUCUGGGGGAGGCAGGGAGCGACUCAGCGUCGCCUAUGUCUCCUCGGACUAGCAAGAGCCGCAUGUCCAUGAAGCUACGACGCUCCUCCGGAUCAGCCAAUAAAACCUGAACUCCCUGGUUUCCAUCGACCAAUGAGAACUCACUUCCUGGUUAUAUUAGCCAAUGAGAGCUGCCCCUCUUGCUACAUUAGUCAUUCAGGACUAGCUUUCCUCUUCCACAAUCAUGUAAGACAUGACUCAACUGCUCGGACUGGCCAAGAACUUUUUUCUUUUGGUUCACAUUACCCAAUAAGACUUUCCUUGGGCACAUAUCAUAUGAAAAUGUAAUCAUGUGACCCUCUGUUGGUUGCGUUCAUAGUUGAGUUGGUAUUAAACAGAUGUUGGAGUACGCAGAAUACAUUACAGCGGUUGUCCUGUAUUGAGGGCCAUUACCUACAGACUGAUUAUGAAAUGGAUUUUUGUUUUAUCGCAUUUAACUUUGUUGUUGGUUCUAGCUCAGUAACUUAUCUGUUGAAAACUAAUUGUUCUGGCUGAGUCUCUUCAGUUAUUUAUUUAUGGUGAGAUGUUUUGUAUAUGUCAGUGGAAAACUGAAUGGGGAUUUUCUCAGGAACGAACGCAGCCAGCGGGGGUGCCAGUGAUCACUUCUUUUUCUUUUUCUUUUUUUUUUUAGCCUGUACGACUUCGUCACCCUCCACCUAGCCAAUGACAAUGGACUUCCUGCCCAGCUCAGCCAGUUAGGUUAGAUCACCCUCCUGCUCCUCCUGUCUCCAGCAUGCGGCCCUUUUAAUUGGUCACUUACCUUUUACCGCACAGGGCGCCGCUUUGAUGCAGACUUGAAUACACACAUUCAAACACAUAGAAAGGUCUAUUCUUUUUUUUAUUCUACUGUACUGUACAAUACUAUACUGUACAUCCGCUCAUAUUGACCCGGCAAGGUUACCGAGAGCUAUCGCUGCACAAUUUCAGCUCAGCACACCACCCUCGCUUUGGCCCAGUAUGGUUUUGCUGUAAAGUGGGGAACCAAUAUGAGAGUGGUUAAGACUGAUCGAAUACAGUUAUGUACAUUUUAAUCUAAACUUAUCAUCAUUUGCAUGACCCAGGUUACUACCAAGAAGCACAGAAACCGGUCGAGCUAUUUCUGUACGUGCAUCUCAGUGCCAUAUUAGACUGUCAAAGACAGCCGAUAAACCAGUAUAAUCGGUUUCAAAACAUGCCUCAGCAGAGAGCACGCUAACCAGUGUAAUGCCAUAAGGGAUUUGGCACGGAAACCAAUCCAGCCCGUUCUGCAAGACGCUGAACUGUGCCACGGUGUACCCUGUGGGCCGUGUGUGUGUUUGUGUUUUACUCGGCUAUGUCUUCAGAAGGCACAAAACGCCAAACAAGCGGCAGAUUUGGCACCGACCGGGAGUGGACAGCGGGCACUUCUUAGCUCUGUUGUGUUGGCUGUGAAAGUGGCUGUGAGGAACGUGUAUAUUUAUAUUUGUACUAUAGUUUGUCUGUACAGACAAAACCUCAGUUUUGAUAUUAAAAGUGACACAAACACUUUCAUAGAGUGUAACCGUUCCCCUAUAGUGUCAUGGAGAAAAAAAGGCUUGUUAAACCUCUAUUGUUAUUAUUAUUAUUAUUAUUGUGCACCAUUGUGUCCCUGGUAGUCUGAUGUGGCGUACUGAGCAAUGGCGUCGUUCCAUUUCUCGACAAACAAACAAACCUGAACAAAAAGGUGAGCACAUGUUGCAUAAAAAGUAAAGUAUUGCUACACUCCUUGGUUUUUCAAGUUGUAAAAUAUGGAAAGAGGUGUUUCUGAAUAUAAAGUUCAUUAU
Molecule: messenger RNA, 10256 nt
Organism: Lampris incognitus (smalleye Pacific opah)
Lineage: Eukaryota; Metazoa; Chordata; Actinopteri; Lampriformes; Lampridae
Gene: ralgapa1
Product: Ral GTPase activating protein catalytic subunit alpha 1
Exons: 45
Coding region: 270-8546 (2758 amino acids)
Biological process (GO): positive regulation of GTPase activity; regulation of small GTPase mediated signal transduction
Cellular component (GO): cytoplasm; nucleus
Molecular function (GO): GTPase activator activity
Source: RefSeq, a predicted model, not a curated record